AACUUCCCUCUCCACCACCCCCUCCGUUGACAUCCCUCUCUCACUCUAAAUAAUGCAAGGUGUCCAGCGCCGCCACUGCUCGGACGAGAUCGUCCGCCUCGACCUCGCUCCGGAGGUUCCGCCGCCUCCUCCGCCUCAGCCCUGCUCCCUCUCCAUCGAUGAUGACGAGUCCACCGAGGCGAGGAUCCAGCGGCUGAUCUCGGAGCACCCCGUCAUCAUCUUCAGCCGCUCGGCCUGCUGCAUGUGCCACGUCAUGAAGCGGCUCUUCUCCACCUUGGGUGUCCACCCCGCCGUGAUCGAACUCGACGACUCCGAGAUCUCUGCCCUACCCUCUUCUCCCGCCCCGGCCGUCUUCAUCGGGGGCACCCCCAUCGGCGGCCUCGAGUCCCUUGUCGCCCUCCACCUCAGCAACCGCCUCGUCCCUAAGCUCAUCGAAGCCGGCGCCCUCUGGCCGUAAUAUAAUCAUUUCCCAACAUAUAUCUAUGAAAUAAUAAUAAUAAUAAUAAUAAUAAUAAUAAUAAUAAUAACAAUAAUAACUAUUAUUCCUUAAGCAAAAUUUGAAAAUGAAGUUCCCUGAAAAUCAGAGGAGUUUAUGCUCCGGAUCCCGCACGUAUAUGUUGUCCGACUUCAGCUCGAUAUAUAUUUCUGGUCUUGAAUCUUGAUCAGUGGGGGAUAGAUCGUAGUAGUUCCAGUGGUUGUAUUGUAAUCCGACAGAAAAUUAGGCAGAAUGAUCAAUUAAGGAUUUUCUUUUCCUCCUCUUUUGUUUUUUACUUUUGAUUUGGUAUUUUGUUUGUUAUGGUUUGGGACUUUCUUGCUGUAGUGAGGUGAUGAUGGGGCCAAUGAUGAUGAAAGGUGUGUAGGGAGAAAUACAAUUAUUUUGCAUCAGACUGGGCCCCACCUUACAAUUAUUAAGCAAUCAAGACCGUCCAAAAUGUAUUCUGCAGUGUAUAUCUCCAACGAUGGAAAAAGAACCCCAAAAAAGAAGAAGAAGAAGAAGAGGUUUGUAUUGUAGUGGUGUUCUAAUUGUUAUCACGUUCUUGCUAUUCCAAGGAAUCCUUAGUUACUUUACUAGUUAAAUACGAGAAUUUAAUGUAUGAUAAUAUAGAAUCCCCCGAUAUUUUGGGUAAUUGUGUUCAUUUUUUCUA
Messenger RNA from Punica granatum (pomegranate), 1145 nucleotides. NCBI's taxonomy places the organism in Eukaryota, Viridiplantae, Streptophyta, Magnoliopsida, Myrtales, Lythraceae. The record is from RefSeq and is a predicted model, not a curated record.